Messenger RNA from Limanda limanda (common dab), 840 nucleotides. Its product is annotated as serine/threonine-protein kinase pim-1-like. The record is from RefSeq and is a predicted model, not a curated record. Gene Ontology annotation, biological process: negative regulation of apoptotic process; protein autophosphorylation; regulation of mitotic cell cycle. Gene Ontology annotation, molecular function: protein serine/threonine kinase activity; ATP binding. The transcript has 7 exons. The coding region runs from base 1 to 840 and encodes 279 amino acids. Lineage: Eukaryota; Metazoa; Chordata; Actinopteri; Pleuronectiformes; Pleuronectidae. Gene Ontology annotation, cellular component: cytoplasm.
AUGGGAGAUCAGCUUGGUGGAGGAGGCUGUGGAUCAGUGUUUGCUGGCUUCCGCAAAGCAGAUCUGUUUCCAGUGGCGAUCAAGCACAUACCGCAGGCAAAUCUUUUCUGCAAACACGUGGUAAGUGGCCAACACCGACUACUCCACUGUGGCUUUCACCUCACUCACUGUCUGAAUUCCCUGAAUGGAAAGAGGUUCCCUACAGAGGUGGCCAUAAUGCUGAAACUAACGGCAGAGAAAAAUGACUUUGUGGGGACGUCAGCACCAGUAUCAUUACUGGACUGGUAUGACCUGGGCCAUGAGUUGAUAGUGGUGAUGGAGAGACCUGUCCCUGCCAUUGACCUAUCCACAUAUAUAUUGCUCAAAAAAGGCUCUCUACAGGAGUCUAAUGCCAAGACCAUAAUGAAGCAGCUGGUGGUCGCAGCCAUUGGGCUGGAGCAGAACGGAGUCUUUCACCGGGACAUCAAACCCGAAAAUAUCCUGAUUGAGACUGGCCGACGUAUCCCACGGGUUCGCCUCAUUGAUUUUGGGCUGAGCUGCCUCGUGAAGAAAGGCUCAUAUUACACUGUAUUCUAUGGCACUGAAAGGUACGCCACUCCAGAGUUUUGCAGCUCUUCUGUCUACAGGGCUGGUCCAAGCACAGUGUGGCAGCUUGGCGCAGUUCUGUAUGAGAUGCUCCACAAUCAGGGAUUCAUCACCAAACGCUUCCUCAGAAAACAACUGAAAAUCAGCGGCGGACUCUGCCAAAACCUCAAGGAUUUCCUCCAGCUGUGUUUGGAGGAGGACCCUAAAAUGCGUCCCACCCUGAGAGAGCUGCAGCUUCACCAGUGGCUGAAAUAA